This is a messenger RNA of Saccostrea cuccullata (small rock oyster), 643 nucleotides long. RefSeq names its product beta-lactamase domain-containing protein 2-like. Lineage: Eukaryota; Metazoa; Mollusca; Bivalvia; Ostreida; Ostreidae. The record is from RefSeq and is a predicted model, not a curated record. The annotation marks the transcript as partial. The transcript is spliced from 6 exons.
AUGGACGCCCGAGUGGGCAGGUUUGGGGCCGCAUUAAGACCCCCAAUAGGGAAGAGUGAGCGAAGCCCCGGAAGCUUGGGAUAUGUUCACCCGGCUUUUCAGAGAGUUUACGAUGUAUUCAAGAAAAACAUUGAGACAAAUAAAGAGAAGGCGGCCUGUUUUUCUGCCUAUUACAAGGGGGAGUUAGUGGUGGAUCUAUGGGGAGGAUACUCGGACAUUGAGGCGGGGCGGCCCUGGAAAAAUGACACCCUGUCCAUCAUGUUCUCUACAACUAAAGGAGUUACCGCCAUCAUCGUGGCACUCUUUGUACAAAGAGGCUACUUGGACUACAAGAAGCGGGUGUCCUAUUACUGGCCGGAGUUUGGGAAGAAUGGCAAGGAGAAUAUUACUGUAGAUAUGUUACUAAGUCACCAGGCCGGGUUAUCCAUUACAAAAGGAACAAUUGAUAUACGGCUUCUGAAAACAAACCAAACAAAAGUGGAGGAGUUUUUAGAGGAACAGGAGCCGAUUUGGAAACCAGGUACAGCAUACUCCUACCAUGUAAUAACCUUUGGAAUGUAUGUAGACGUGUUGUUGAGGAAGGCGGAUCCAAAACACAGAAAUGUUGAUCAGAUAUUUAAAGAGGAAAUAGCAGAACCUUUUG